Molecule: messenger RNA, 576 nt
Organism: Spodoptera littoralis (African cotton leafworm)
Lineage: Eukaryota; Metazoa; Arthropoda; Insecta; Lepidoptera; Noctuidae
Source: the annotation of a GenBank genome assembly
AUGAAUGACAGUGACAGACAACAACAUAACAACACUCAAUUCUCUGAAUUCUCAAAAGCUAACCUAAAACUUAAACUUCGUGUCUUUUUUAUUUUACUUUAUUAUUCCAAUUACAUAUAUACGACAUAUUCCAACAAUACCAAGCACGAAAGUAGAAAAUUAAGUUGCUUUAAUAAAAUGGCAGAUGAAGAAUAUGAGGCUGACGAUGCGGGAGCAGAUUACGAUGACAUUGCUGAGGAGGACGAUAACAUCGAGGAAACGGAGGAGCAGGAGGAGGAAGGAUACAACGUGCAAUGUCUUGCUCCUGGACAGGCUGGCGGAGGAGUCGAGAAGUCAAAGCGCAUCACUACACGAUACAUGACGAAGUACGAGAGAGCUAGAGUUCUAGGUACACGAGCAUUGCAAAUAGCCAUGUGUGCGCCUGUGAUGGUGGAGCUUGAAGGAGAAACAGAUCCUUUACAAAUAGCUAUGAAAGAACUAAAACAUGGCAAGAUUCCAAUCAUCAUCAGACGCUACCUUCCCGAUCAUUCCUAUGAAGACUGGAGCAUAGAUGAACUUAUUAUCAUAGAUCAUUAA